UAUAAUAAGAGACAAAUAUUAUCUUAUCUGCUUAUAAAACUGUUAUCGCUUUUAUCAGUAAGACCAACACUGCUCCAUUUCUAUAGAAAUGCGUCAGAAGUUUGUGUUGUGGGAUAGGUAUUCAUUCAGAAUGCAAUGUUUCCGUUUAGUAUUAAUAAACAAUGUUGGUCUUAGUUUGUCUCGCAAUACUGACCACGAUUAACACAUGUGUUGGAACCCUUUGUCCGAAACAAUGUGACUGUGACAUGGACGUUGGUCUAAACAGGGCUACAUGUGUGGACCAAAACAUUGUAAGUGUGGAUGUGGGUGUGCCCAAAGAGGUGCAAGUUUACAGUUUAAGCCGGAAUGUUAUAAGUGAACUGGAAAACUUUUGUUUUAAGGCGGCUGGUUAUACAAAUCUUAAAAUAUUGGAUUUGUCGUAUAAUCUUAUAUUUUGGAUUGGUUUACAUGCAUUUUCUGGCUUAGAUAAGUUAACGAACUUGGAUCUCAGCAAUAAUAGACUGAGGUUUAUACCUUCUGACUUGUUUUGGGAUACGCCACAACUAGAAAUAUUAGAUUUUUCAUCAAACGUUUUCGAACAAUUGAAUAAUGAACCGUUUAUAAUACACACGAAGUUGCAAGUUUUAAAUCUCAACAAUUGUCGUAUUAAAUUUUUACCAGUGCGAAUGUUUAACAGACUGCCUAACUUAAAACAAAUAGAUCUCAGCGAGAACUACAUGGUCAGUUUAAAUUUGAACGUGAUACGACCACUAAGAAAACUAGAGAGAAUAAAAUUAAGAAAUGAAUAUUGGCAAUGCAACCCAGAUUUCAUCGCGAUUGAAACAUGGAUUACUUCGCACGACAUCAAAUACGAAAAGCAAUGUACAAGAAAAGUCCCUAAAAUGUCUGAAAAGAUGAUUUCUCUGAUUGUUGAAAAAGAAUCCGUCGAUGUUAAUACAGUUUGGAACGUAACUGUCGAUAAAAAUAAUUCUAUUGCAGAAGUUGUAACAAAUAAAACUAAACAGAUGACAACUUUUGAAAAAUUUGACCGAGAUUUUUCAGCUGUUCAAGCCUUUGUUAUCGGCCUGGAAGUAGGCCUGGCAAUCGGUAUAGUCUUUACUUAUAUUUGGUUAGUAAGAUUUUGCAGUUGCAAGUCAGUGUUCUGUAGGAGGCCCCAAACACGACGACAGCGUAGGAUGCAAAGAGUUGACGGGGACAUGAGAACUAACUUACUUUGGAAUAAUGUUACGAACCCCGAUUUAGAAACUCCACCACUUUAUCGAAGACAAUUAUCAUUACCGGAUCGAAGUCCACCUUUUCCUGCAGUUAACAUAGCUGGUUUACAGGUUGACGCAAUACGUAUAGAUAGAUCAGAAACGCCCCCUCCUCCUUACAACGAAUGUCGUUUAAAUAUAUAAUCACUUGUUUUAAAGCCGACAAAAUAUAUAUUUUAAAAAAAGAACUAUGUUGGCAAAAAGCACUUGUAGAAAUUAUAAUAAAUUUAUAAUAUUGAAUCAUUUUCUAAUGUCGAAUUUAUAAUGAAUUGCAUAAGAUGAUCUUGAAUUGACAAGUUUUAAUUAAGAUUCCAUAAUGAAAGGUUUUGAUGGCGGUGCUGUUGAUUACUGAUAUUUGCUUGAAAUAGUUUAUUGUUGUGAAUUAUAUUUCUUGGUUUUUACGACAUAACAACCAUCAGUCCUUAAGUAUGGUAUUAAUAAAAUGGUAAAAGAGUAGAUUGUCACAGAUACAUAUUUUAUAUAAAAAAUAAUUAACAGUCUUUCUUUUUUUAUACUUAACAUUUGAGAACUUUUAUAAUACCUAUUAUAUAAAUCUGGAAUGCGUUUAUUCUUUAAAAUAAAUAAUGAUGUGAUCAAUUGGAAUGAGUGUCUAAUGUUGCUCCAACAAUUAUUUGUAAAUUGUAAUCCACAUGUGAUAAUAUUGACUGACUGUAAGUGUGUAAUGGACGCCUUAGCCGAAAUUAACCUCACUACCUGUGAAUUUUUUUUUCCUUUGUGAUGUUAUAUUUAACGAACAGACUGUUUUUAAUUUGUUAUAUUACUGUAGUAAUUCAUGUAAUUAAUAAUAAAUUGAUUCCCCGUUCUGUAUUAUUAUCACUAUUCAGUUAUUUGUCUUUUUUAACUAGUAAUUAACUAUGCACGUAAUUAUUAUAGCAGAGUUCUCCGGCAUAAACCCUACUCAUACAAAGCCUUUUGCUGUACUGUCAAAUAUAAUAUAUAUUAAAUACUAAUCGAAAACAUUAGUAUAUUAUAAAAGGUUUAGACGAUUUUAAUAUUUUUUAAUGAUUAAACAUAUUCCUAACUCGUUCGUAUCAAUAUUUUAGUUGUAUAGCGAGCUUUACUUCUAUCCACCAUGUUAAUUUUAUUAAUUAUUUUUUAGUUUAAUAUUAAUUUAGGUUUACUGUAAAAAUUAUUUGACA
Molecule: messenger RNA, 2413 nt
Organism: Vanessa atalanta (red admiral)
Lineage: Eukaryota; Metazoa; Arthropoda; Insecta; Lepidoptera; Nymphalidae
Product: leucine-rich repeat transmembrane neuronal protein 3
Exons: 3
Coding region: 162-1397 (411 amino acids)
Cellular component (GO): extracellular matrix
Molecular function (GO): protein binding
Source: RefSeq, a predicted model, not a curated record